AUGUGUCUGUUGACUUCAUUUCAAAUUCUUUUAAGUUUGCUUAUUAUAUCACUUCUAGUGAUAUAUUUAUUAGGAAAGAAAUGGAGAAACAGAAGAAAACAGCAGGUAAAUUAUCCGUCUUCCUCUGCAUCUGAAGUUAUAACUCAACUAUUGAGUUGUGCGUGUUUGAUAUUUAUCGAAGAGAAACUGAUGAAAAUUUCUUGGGGUGGCUAUAAUUAUAUUGUAUUAUCUCACCCCGAAGUGGCUCAGGAAGUGCUAAAGAAUAACACCGUAAUCAACAAAGAUUGGAUUUAUAAUAUUCUUCAUCCGUGGCUGGGAACAGGUCUUUUCACAAGUUCGAACGACAAGUGGAGACAUCGUAGGAAAUUGUUAACUCCGGCAUUUCACUUUCGAAUUCUCGAAGACUUUCAAAGAAUUUUCAACAACCACUCAAACAUCUUAGUUGAAAAGUUGAAAAAUAAAAAGCAAACUGAAGAGUUUCUUAUUGACGAGCUAAUCAGACUGUGCAAUUUGGAUAUUAUUGGAGGUAUACUUGCUUCGUCACGUAAUAAGUGCUUUGUCACGUUAACAAUUGAUUAUUUAAUACAGGAAGUGCUAAAGAAUAACACCGUGAUCAACAAAGAUUGGAUUUAUAAUAUUCUUCAUCCGUGGCUGGGAACAGUCUUCUAA
This is a messenger RNA of Centruroides sculpturatus (bark scorpion), 669 nucleotides long. Its product is annotated as cytochrome P450 4c21-like. Bases 1 to 669 code for a protein of 222 amino acids. NCBI's taxonomy places the organism in Eukaryota, Metazoa, Arthropoda, Arachnida, Scorpiones, Buthidae. The transcript is spliced from 5 exons. The record is from RefSeq and is a predicted model, not a curated record. Gene Ontology annotation, molecular function: heme binding; iron ion binding; oxidoreductase activity, acting on paired donors, with incorporation or reduction of molecular oxygen.